Sporothrix brasiliensis 5110 is the source of this 1662-nucleotide messenger RNA. Its product is annotated as NADH dehydrogenase subunit 2. The record is from RefSeq and is a predicted model, not a curated record. NCBI's taxonomy places the organism in Eukaryota, Fungi, Ascomycota, Sordariomycetes, Ophiostomatales, Ophiostomataceae. Gene Ontology annotation, molecular function: NADH dehydrogenase (ubiquinone) activity. Gene Ontology annotation, biological process: ATP synthesis coupled electron transport. The transcript has a single exon.
AUGCUUUUAAUUUCAAUAUUAUCUUUAUUACUUUCUAAUGCCGUUACUAUACGACGAGAUAUAUCUAUACUUUUUAAUAGAGUAGCUAUAAUUGCUUUAGUUUAUUCUAUAUUACAUAGUACAAUAACUAUAUUUAUUAUGGGUAAAGGUAUAAGUUUACACGGAGGUUUACUUAAUAUUACUAGUAUUACACAAAUUUUUGAUAUUUUUAUAUUUUUAAUUAGUAUAUUAAUUUUACAAUUAACUAGUUUUUAUCCUAGAAAAGUUUGGGUACCUGAACAUUCUUCAUUAACACAAUUAUUAUUUAAUAAUUUUGUUUUUUAUAGAACUAAAAUUAUUAAUAAAAUGGGAGAACAUUUAAGAAUUAUAGAGUAUCCUCUAAUAUUAUUAUUUAUAAUCACUGGAGCUGUUUUUUUAAUUUCAACUAGCGAUUUAAUAUCUGUGUUUCUUUCUAUAGAAUUACAAAGUUAUGGUUUAUAUUUAUUAAGUACUAUAUAUAGAAAUUCAGAAUUAUCUACUACAGGAGGUUUAAUCUAUUUUUUAUUAGGAGGUUUAAGUUCAUGUUUUAUAUUAUUAGGUACAAGUUUAUUAUACGCUAAUUCUGGUACUACUAAUUUAGAUGCUUUAUACGCUAUAACUAGUAUUAGUGAUAAUACAGAUUUAUGAUAUAAACCUUUUUAUAUAAAUUUUUCUUUACUUAUAUUUAGUAUAGGAUUUUUAUUUAAAGUAAGUGCUGCUCCAUUUCAUUUUUGAUCUCCGGAUGUUUAUGACGCCAUACCUACAAUAGUUACUACAUUUGUUGCUAUAAUAGCUAAAAUUUCAAUAUUUGUAUUUUUAUUAGAGAUAGUAUUUUAUACUAGAAAUUAUUUUUCUGAUUUUAAUUGAACAUAUGGUUUAUUAAUUAGUUCUUUAUUAUCAAUGAUAAUUGGAACUGUAGUUGGUUUAACUCAAUUUAGAAUAAAAAGAUUAUUUGCUUAUAGUACUAUUUCUCAUAUAGGAUUUAUUUUAUUAGCUUUAAGUAUAUCUAGUGUAGAAUCCACUCAAGCUUUUAUUUUCUAUUUAAUGCAAUAUUCAAUUAGUAAUUUAAAUGCUUUCUUAAUAUUAAUAGCUAUAGGAUUUUCUUUAUACUACUAUAUUAGUGAUAAUAAAGAAUACAAAGAAUUAUUAGAUAAAGAUAAUUCUCCAAUACAAUUAAUUAGUCAAUUAAAAGGUUAUUUUUAUAUAAAUCCUGCUUUAUCUUUAAGCUUAGUUAUUACUAUAUUUUCUUUUGCAGGUAUACCUCCUCUUGUAGGAUUUUUUGCUAAACAGAUGGUAUUAAGUGCUGCUUUAGAUAAUGGUUAUGUAUUCUUAUCUUUGAUUGCCAUAUUAACAAGUGUAAUAGGUGCUGUAUAUUAUUUAAAUGUUAUAAAAGAAAUUUUCUUUUAUUCACCUCAAUAUAAAGUAAAUCCAUUAUUAAAUAAUUUAAAUUUUAAUGGUAAUAUAUACAACAAACAAAAUAUUUUAAUUAAAUCUAUUACUUUUAAAUAUAAUAAUAUUGCAAUAUCUAGUCCAAUAGCUAUUACAAUAUCUGUAAUAACAUUAAUUAUAUUAUUAUUUAUAUUUGUAAAUAAAGAAUGAUUAAGUAUGAGUACCAUAUUGGUACAAUUUUUAUUUAAUUAUUAA